This is a messenger RNA of Branchiostoma belcheri (Belcher's lancelet), 1366 nucleotides long. RefSeq names its product glycine-rich RNA-binding protein 1-like. The record is from RefSeq and is a predicted model, not a curated record. Lineage: Eukaryota; Metazoa; Chordata; Leptocardii; Amphioxiformes; Branchiostomatidae. The transcript has a single exon. Bases 94 to 609 code for a protein of 171 amino acids. Gene Ontology annotation, molecular function: RNA binding.
GACCUCCCCGACGACACGUGCUCAAUUUGCAUAUUCAAGGUACGGCGUUUUCAGAUUUUUCCUGGCGCUGAACUGAAAACGCCGUGCUUCAAUAUGGUUGACAGGACGAAACUCUAUGUUGGCGGGCUGGACUUCGAGGUAACCGAGGAUCAGGUGUACUCGUCCUUCAGCCAGCAUGGGGAGAUCCGCGACUGUAAGCUCAUCAAAGACAGGGAGACGGGCAGGUCGCGAGGCUUCGCCUUCGUAACGUUUGCCGACGAAGACAGCGCGGCCCGCGCGGAGAAGGCUCUGGAUCAGACGGAUCUCGGGCGUCGGACCAUCAGCGUCAGCGUGGCCAGGCCCCAGGGCGAGCGGAGAGGGGGUGGCGGUGGAGGCUACAGGGGAGGCGGCCGCGGCGGCUACGGCGGUGGUGGUGGCUACAGAGGCGGGCGCCAGAACUACGGAGGCGGCGGCGGCUAUGGCGGCGGCGGCAGCUAUGGCGGCGGCGGUUAUGGCGGGGGUGGCUAUGGAGGCGGUGGCGGUUCGUACGGAGGCGGUGGUGGCAGCUACGGCGGCGGCGGUGGCGGCUACGGAGAACAACAGUACGACCAAGGCUACGGCGGCUACUAGGUCCCGCUGAAAAGUCCAAGCUAACGAUUUCUGUCUAUCUUGACUGCAUAUAACACUUCUGAAGAUUUAAAACAAAUGCCUCGUGGACUGACGCUGAGAUUUUGGCUGGCCAACCGAGAACAAAGAACUCGCUUCUUGUACUGAUACGCAUGUGAGGACUUCUGGCCCCUUAGGGGGCUGUUUGUUCGAUUGAAAAAAAAUGUUCCUUAACAUUUACCCGAGCCAGUUUUUCCUUUUGUUUUGCCAAACAUUCCAAUGAUUAGAUAUUUGUAGGCAUUCCUUGAUAAUUCUGCUUUCCCUACUCGCGGUAUCACUGCAUAUAUGUAACAACUUUUUUCCGACCCUGCACGUGGUAUCGUUUUUGUUAAAACAAUGGAAGCUGUGUAUAACGUUUAAUGAUAGUGAAUUGUGGCUAGAGUUAAGCUAUGGAAAAUGGACUUGAUGCAGUAAUAAUAAGUUUAUAUACCUUAACGAUAGUCGAUUCAACUGUAACAUAUUCCAAAUAUCCGCCGUGAAAGAUAAAACUUUGCUUAUGUAUCGUUCCAAAAAUUAUGACACGACACGGUGGGUAGAAAUUCGUGUUCUGGACUCUUCGUGUCUAUGUAGCCUACUUCUGGGCUCUUUUGUGUAUAGCUUGGGUAAAUGUAUAACGAUAAAGUGCUCCUGAAAAAAUCCUGAUAGCUUCUUCCGAUGUAGUCAAGUGUGUUUCACCUUUUUUUCUGUGGAUGAGAAACGUUACAAGAAACGUGGAGCAUCA